This is a messenger RNA of Cyprinodon tularosa, 2525 nucleotides long. Its product is annotated as palmitoyltransferase ZDHHC14-like. NCBI's taxonomy places the organism in Eukaryota, Metazoa, Chordata, Actinopteri, Cyprinodontiformes, Cyprinodontidae. Gene Ontology annotation, cellular component: Golgi apparatus; endoplasmic reticulum. Bases 401 to 1942 code for a protein of 513 amino acids. Gene Ontology annotation, biological process: protein targeting to membrane; peptidyl-L-cysteine S-palmitoylation. Gene Ontology annotation, molecular function: protein-cysteine S-palmitoyltransferase activity. The transcript is spliced from 11 exons. The record is from RefSeq and is a predicted model, not a curated record.
AAAUUUCAAGAAGACACGCAUUUAUGACGAUGUCUCUUCGAUCCUGGCAUGAGCCGCUCUGCCAUAUGGCUGCUAGCUCUCGAUUGACUCGUCUUUCCUGACUGACGUGCAGGAUGCUGGAGCUCCUCUGAGGGCGCUUUCUCUGGAUUUUCCUUCCCCUUUCAGGAAAAAAAAAAGACGAGCGAAGUUCUCCCCCUGUGACGAGAUCAUUUUCAACUCAUCCGUUCACCCCUAAACUUCCAAAAAUGGUCUCCCUCGCUUCGGCUCGAAACAAACCGGGAUAACGACGAGAGAAGCUAGGAGACGACACCCCUACCGACGACGGCCAGUGUCACUUUCCCCCGCCGGAGGCAGCCCUGGCUCUGGAUUUAUUUUUGUUUUGUUUUAACCGCUGAAAUUGAUGCAUAUUGGGGAGUCCAUGAGAGAGUGCGAGUACAGUCAGAUUAGCACUCGCAGCUCUACGCCGAUGGAGACCCCGCACAAGAAGAGGAGCCCAAAGAGGAAGAAAUGGGAGGCCUUCCCGGGGCGGAAUAAAUUUUACUGUGAUGGAAGGAUUAUGAUGGCCAAACAGACUGGGGUUUUCUACCUCACACUGGUCCUCAUCCUUGUAACCUGUGGGCUGUUUUUCACCUUUGACUGCCAAUACCUGGCAAAGGAGUUGACCCCCAUUAUCCCGGUCAUCGGAGGAGCUUUGUUUUUGUUUGUACUGGGGACACUGCUGAGAACUAGCUUCAGUGACCCAGGUGUCCUGCCAAGGGCCACCCCUGACGAGGCAGCGGACCUGGAGAGGCAAAUAGAUGUGGCUAAUGGCAGCACAGGCUACAGACCUCCUCCCAGGACCAAAGAGGUCGUCAUCAAUGGCCAGACGGUCAAGUUGAAGUAUUGCUUUACGUGCAAAAUCUUCAGACCACCACGUGCCUCCCACUGCAGCCUUUGUGACAACUGUGUGGAGCGUUUUGACCACCACUGUCCGUGGGUGGGGAACUGUGUGGGGAGGAGGAACUACCGUUUCUUCUACAUGUUCAUCCUCUCUCUCUCCUUCCUCACCAUCUUCAUCUUUGCCUUUGUCAUCACACACAUCAUUUUAAGUUCGCAUCAAAAAGGGUUUCUCAGUGCGCUGAAAGAUAGUCCUGCAAGUGUGCUGGAGGUGGUGGUGUGUUUCUUCUCGGUCUGGUCCAUAGUGGGCCUCUCAGGCUUCCAUACAUACCUGAUCAGCUCCAAUCAGACCACCAAUGAAGAUAUAAAGGGUUCCUGGUCUUCUAAAAGAGGGAAGGACAACUAUAACCCUUACAGCUAUGGAAAUAUAUUCACCAACUGCUGUGCAGCGCUAUGUGGACCCCUUCCACCGAGUCUAAUUGACAGACGACGUUAUGUCGAAGCAGACGCACCACAGCUGGCGGCUCCGACCAACGGCAUCACGAUGUACGGUGCCACCCAGUCCCAGCAAAGCCACAUGGUCAGUGCUGUUAAGACACAGUGUGAUCAAGACCAAUGCAUUCAGAGCACCAAAUUCGUUUUGCAGGCGGCAGCCACCCCCCUCCUCCAGCAGCAGACCAGCGAGCCGGUCAUCAUAACAUCUUCCACUGAGAACGGGACGUCUCUGCCCGCACGCGCCUCCCUCACCCUGGGCGGCCCCUGCUCUACGUUCCCCCUCGGCCAGCCUACCCCGCCUACAUCCACCCCCAGCCUAAGCUGCCAAGAGGCUGCCGACGUGCUGCCAAUCCACGGACACACACUAAACCACACCUACCCCCUGCAGGAGCAGGCGCCCCACCACCACUAUCUCACCCCAGAGGAGGUGCCCUCACCACCUGGUAUGCUUCACUGCGGCAGCCCGCUGGGACACAGCCACACUGUGCAGGCUGGCUUCUACAACCCUGCCAGCCAGGACUCGCUCCAUGAGGACUCAGUGAGGGGGCUGGUAAAGCUUAGCUCUGUCUGACAGCGGCGGAUACAAACCCAACACCUUCUGGAGACUUUAAACUCUCCUGAGCUCAUUUGUUUUUGAUUGACUACCCCCUUCAAUACAGACUCCAGCUGCUAGAAACUGGAACCUAACUGAACUGAAGGGAAACCUGUUGCCAUGAUGUUGCUGCAAGAGACGAGUUACGGUUCACGUAUCACAGCCCAAUAAGCUGAUAGGGUUUUUUUCUACUUCAAGGGAAGAUUAAGCAACUUUAACUUGGUGAUCUGCAAACUGGAGUUUGCAUUUCAAAGUGUGGUAUCUAUGUCCGUAAGCCAUGUCGAGCAAAAACUAAAGAAAAGUUUUAAAACUUCAGGUCAGAGAGCUGCAUUUCUGCCACUGGAUCAAACCGGCCUUUUGAGAAACAGAUUAAACCGACUUGCCUGUUGCUGAUCAGACCGCGUCUCCUGCCUUUAUUCUCAGCAUUGUGAUGGUUUGUCAAUAUGUUGCAUAUCAUUCUGCUAUUUCUAUGUUAAAGAAAUCAGAGACUGUUGUACUGUACCAUAGUUACAACUCUUACAAAUUAUAUUUCCUGUGGAUGUUAAUAAAACACUUUUUACCA